UAACAUCCAUGACCUGAUGCUGUGCUUUCUCUCUGAGGAGUUACUGGGGGGGAAAAAAAACCGAGUCAUUUUAUUUAUUUUGUGUGUGCGUGUAUGUGUGCGUGCGUGAUAUUUGAUAUUUUUGCAUUUUCCCACGCCAAACACCUGGAGUAUAUCCCCCCCUCCUCCAAACUGUGGAUCUAUGCCAACUCUACGCGGGACUCAAACCGAAUUUGUGAAGUAGAAGAGGAGGAAUGUAUCGUUUCUUUGCGAGACUAACAUUUCUCCUUCCGGCCGUUAUCUUCGUCUCACAAGGUCUAAAAUGCUCACUACCCACCGAGUCCUGUCUGAAUGGCGGAAGGUGCGAAGCCGCCCCCAAUGGAAAUGGAGACUGCAAGUGUCCCAGUGACUACGUAGGCAACCGAUGUCAAUUUCCCAGCCCGUGCAGCCCGUCCCCGUGCCGCAACGGUGGCGAGUGUCGCGCCGUCUCCCACGGCAACACGUUCGACUUCCGCUGCGUUUGCCGGCUGGGUUUCACGGACCGCCUUUGCCUCACGCCCACCAACCAUGCCUGCAUGAGCUCGCCCUGUCGCAACGGGGGAACGUGCGACCUCAUCACUCUCACGGCGUACCGCUGCCGCUGCCCACCCGGGUGGUCUGGCAAAACAUGUCAACUCCCUAACCCGUGUGCGUCAAACCCGUGCGCAAAUGGCGGCCUGUGCUCGGCUUUCGAUUCCAACUUCAUAUGCACCUGCCCGCCGGCCUUCCACGGUCAAACCUGCAAGCAAGACGUCAACGAGUGCGCCCAGAGCCCGACACCCUGCCUCAAUGGCGGCGUCUGCGUCAACGAGGUGGGCUCCUACCACUGCCGCUGCCCUCAGGACCACACCGGACCGCACUGUGAGACCCGCUACGUGCCGUGCAGCCCCUCGCCGUGCCAGAACGGGGGCACCUGCGUCCAGAAAGGGGACACCAUCUACGACUGUAGCUGUCUGCCAGGAUUCCUGGGUCAGAACUGUGAGCACAACAUCGAUGACUGUCCAGGCCACAGCUGUCAGAAUGGAGGCGUGUGCGUCGACGGAGUCAACACCUACAAUUGCCAAUGUCCACCUCAUUACACAGGCCAAUACUGCACCGAGAACGUAGACGAGUGCGAGUUGAUGCCCAACGCGUGUCAGAACGGAGGCACCUGCCACGACACUCACGGCAGCUACCACUGCGUCUGCGUCAACGGCUGGACGGGCGACGACUGCAGCGAGAACAUCGACGACUGCGCCAGCGCCGCCUGUUACCACGGCGCCACCUGUCAUGACCGUGUGGCCUCCUUCUUCUGCGAGUGUCCGCAUGGGCGCACAGGUCUGCUGUGCCACCUGGAUGACGCGUGCAUCAGCAAUCCGUGUCAGAAAGGCUCCAACUGUGACACCAACCCAGUCAACGGAAAGGCGAUCUGCACUUGUCCGCCGGGAUACACCGGGUCGGCCUGCAACCUGGACAUCGACGAGUGCUCCCUCGGCGCCAACCCUUGCGAGCAUGGCGGUCGCUGUCUCAACACCAAAGGCUCGUUCCAGUGUAAGUGUCUUCAGGGGUACGAGGGCCCCCGUUGCGAGAUGGAUGUCAACGAGUGCAUGUCCAAUCCGUGCCACAACGACGCCACCUGCCUGGACCAGAUCGGAGGAUUCCACUGCAUUUGCAUGCCGGGUUAUGAAGGUGUAUUCUGCCAUAUCAACACGGAUGAGUGUGCCAGCCAGCCUUGCCUCAACAACGGAAAAUGUGUUGACAAGAUCAACUCCUUCCAUUGCGAGUGUCCUCAAGGAUUUUCAGGGAAUCUAUGCCAGGUGGAUAUCGAUGAGUGUGCCAGCACCCCUUGUAAAAAUGGAGCAAAGUGUACCGAUGGUCCCAACAAGUACACCUGCGAAUGUGCUGAAGGUUACACCGGGCAGCAUUGCGAGACCGACUUCAACGAGUGCUACUCCGAUCCCUGUCACUACGGCACCUGCAAGGACGGCCUGGCCUCGUUCACAUGCUACUGCCGUCCGGGCUACACGGGCCGCCUGUGCGAGACCAACAUCAACGAGUGUCUGAGCCAGCCCUGCAAGAACGGCGGCACUUGCCAGGAUAGAGAGAACACGUAUAUCUGUUCCUGCCCAAAAGGCACCGCAGGUUUCAACUGCGAGAUCAACCUGGACGACUGCAAGAGCCACCCCUGCGACUAUGGGAGGUGCAUCGACAAGAUCAACGGCUACGAGUGUGCGUGUGAGCCGGGCUACACAGGAACAAUGUGCAACAUCAACAUCGACGAUUGCGCCAUCAAUCCGUGUCACAACGGCGGCACGUGCGUGGACGGCAUCAACAGGUUCACCUGCCUCUGUCCCGAGGGCUACAACGACGUCACCUGCUUGUCCCAGGUGGACGAAUGCGGCAGCAACCCCUGCAUCCACGGCCGAUGCCAGGACCUCAUCAACGGCUAUAAAUGCACCUGCGACUCCGGCUGGAGCGGCCCAAAUUGUGACAUCAACAACAACGAGUGCGAGUCUAACCCGUGCAUGAAUGGAGGAACCUGUAAGGACAUGACCAGCGGGUACCACUGUACAUGCAGAGCGGGCUUCACAGGACCCAACUGCCAAACUAACAUCAACGAGUGCGCCUCCAACCCCUGCCUCAACCAAGGCACCUGCAUGGAUGACGUGGCAGGUUACAAGUGCAACUGUCAGCUGCCGUACAGCGGUGAAAAUUGUGAAACAUUGCUGGCCCCCUGCAACUCGAGACCCUGCAAAAACGGCGGACUAUGUAAAGAGUCUGAGGACUACCAGAGCUUCUCAUGCAGCUGUCCUGGGGGAUGGCAAGGUCAAACUUGCGAGAUCGAUAUCAACGAAUGUGUGAAAAGCCCGUGCCGCAACGGUGCCCUCUGUCACAACACUAUGGGGAGCUACCAGUGCAAGUGCCUGCCUGGCUACAUGGGUCAGAAGUGUGAGACUGACGUCGAUGACUGCAAGCCAAAUCCGUGCAGCAACGGCGGUCUAUGCCGCGACGGCAUCAACACUUUCACGUGUACCUGCCUGCCCGGCUUUCGUGGUGGUAGAUGUGAGCAGGACAUUAACGAGUGCGAGAGUAACCCCUGCCGGAACGGUGCCAACUGCACCGACUGUGUCAACAGCUACACGUGCACCUGUCCGCCUGGCUUCAGCGGCAUCAACUGUGAGAUCAACACCAACGACUGCACCGACAGCUCUUGCUUCAACGGUGGCACCUGUGAGGAUGGCAUCAACGCCUUCACCUGUCUAUGCCUGCCUGGAUUUACCGGCAGCUACUGUCAAUAUGACAUCAACGAGUGUGACUCCAGACCGUGUCUCAAUGGCGGAACAUGUCUGGACAGUUUCGGAACAUACAAGUGCACCUGCCCCCAAGGUUACACGGGAGUCAACUGCCAGAAUCUCAUACGCUGGUGCGAUUCGUCCCCCUGUAAGAACGGGGGCACGUGCUGGCAAAAGGGGGCCUCCUACACCUGUCAGUGUCAAACUGGAUGGACUGGCCUCUACUGUGACAUCCCAAGCGUAUCGUGUGAAGUCGCAGCCCAACAGCAAGGUGUAGAAGUUGCUCACCUGUGCAGGAACUCGGGCCAGUGUCUCGAUGCCGGAAGCACGCAUUACUGCCGCUGCCAGGCAGGCUACACUGGCAGCUACUGCCAGGAGCAAGUGGACGAGUGCUCCCCUAAUCCAUGCCAGAAUGGUGCCGCGUGCACUGAUUAUCUUGGAGGCUACAGUUGCGAAUGCCUCCCUGGUUACCAUGGUGUAAACUGCUCAAAAGAGAUCAAUGAAUGCCAGUCUCAGCCCUGUCAGAAUGGAGGCACUUGCAUUGAUCUCAUCAACACGUACAAGUGCUCCUGUCCCAGAGGAACCCAAGGUGUCCACUGCGAGAUUAAUCUAGACGACUGCAACCCGUUCAGUGACCCGCUGACCCACGAGCCCAAAUGCUUCAACAACGGUAAAUGCGUGGAUCGCAUUGGAGGAUACCAGUGCGUGUGCCCGGCGGGUUACGUGGGCGAGCGCUGCGAAGGCGACGUCAACGAGUGCUUGUCGGAUCCGUGUGAUCCCAGGGGCUCUUAUAACUGCAUCCAGCUCACCAACAGUUAUCGCUGCGAAUGCCGUACUGGAUAUACAGGCCAGCGUUGUGACAAAGUGUUUGAUGGCUGCAAAGGAAGACCAUGCAGAAACGGAGGGACAUGUGCCGUUGCCAGUAACACUCCUCAUGGCUUCAUCUGCAAGUGUCCACCGGGCUUUACUGGCUCCUCGUGUGAGUACGAUUCUCGCUCCUGUGGGAAUCUAAACUGCAGGAACGGAGGCACGUGCGUUUCAGGCCACCUUGGCCCACGCUGCCUGUGUCCUCCAGCUUUCACUGGACCCGAGUGCCUGACCCCCACCGACAGCCUCUGCAUCUCCAACCCGUGCUACAACGGCGGCACUUGCCAAAUCACACCAGACGCUCCGUACUUCCAGUGCGGCUGUCCCAGCAAUUUCAACGGCCUUCUGUGCCACAUCCUGGAUUACUCCUUCGUCGGUGGCUUCGGCCGUGACAUUACACCUCCUCCAGAAGUGGAGGUGAGCUGUGAGAACCCCCAGUGCGACGAGUGGGCCGGCAACCACAUCUGCGACUCGCUGUGCAACAACCACGCGUGCGGCUGGGACGGAGGAGACUGCUCCCUGAAUUUUGAUGAUCCUUGGCAAAACUGCUCAGCAGCUCUGCAGUGCUGGCGUUACUUCAACGACGGCAAGUGCGAUGGCCAGUGCAACAGCCCCGGAUGUCUCUACGAUGGCUUUGACUGUCAGGGACAGGAAGGGCAAUGCAACCCACUUUACGACCAGUACUGCAAAGACCACUACGCCGAUGACCACUGUGAUCAGGGCUGCAACAAUGCGGAGUGUGAAUGGGAUGGCCUGGACUGUGCCAACAACAUGCCUGAAAAGCUAGCAGACGGGCAUUUAGUUCUGGUGGUGCACAUUCCGCCGGAGCAACUGAAAAAUCGCUCUUCAGCCUUCCUCAGAGACCUCAGCAGCGUUCUUCACACCAAUGUGGUGUUCCGCCGUGAUGCUAAAGGGGAGCCCAUGAUUUUCCCUUAUUACGGCAACGAGCAGGACCUGGUGAAGCACAACGUGUUGAAGCGCUCUGCAGACGGUUGGCCCGAGUGGGCGGCGAUGCCAGCGAAUGUUUUGGGUCAAAUGAAGGACAGCGUGUCUGCCAUGGUCAGCCCACGAAAACGCAGAGAGCUGGAUUCCCUUCAAGUCAAAGGGUCUAUAGUCUACCUGGAGAUUGACAACCGACAGUGUUACCAGCAAUCCAGCGAAUGCUUCCAAAGCGCCACGGACGUUGCAGCGUUCCUCGGGGCACUGGCCUCCAGUGGGAAUCUCAAUGUUCCCUACAUCGAAGCUGUCACCAGUGUGAGACCCACUCCUUCUAGUUCAGAGCUCUAUCCCAUGUAUGUGGUCUUCCUGGGAUUAGCGGCUUUGGGUUUCGUCAGCCUUGGCGUUUUGGUGUCGCGCAAGCGACGACGAGAGCAUGGCCAGCUUUGGUUUCCAGAGGGAUUCAAGGCAUCGGAGCCCAGCAAGAAGAAACGCAGAGAACCAGUCGGGGAAGAUUCUGUUGGACUGAGGCCUAUGAAAAUAUGUGACAUAAAUCUCAUGGAUGAUAAUCAAAACGAAUGGGGUGACGAGGAUCCAGACUGCAGACGUUUCAAGUUUGAGGAGCAGUCCAUGCUGGAUCUGAGGGACCGUACCGACCAGAGGAAAUGGACCCAGCAGCAUUUGGAUGCGGCCGACCUGCGUAUCGCGUCCAUAGCCCCUACGCCUCCCCAGGGGGAGAUAGAGAAUGACUGCAUGGAUGUCAAUGUCAGAGGACCAGAUGGUUUCACUCCGCUGAUGAUUGCCUCCUGCAGCGGUGGAGGACUCGAAACCGCUAACAGUGAAGAGGAAGAGGAUCCUUCCGCAGAGAUCAUUACAGACUUCAUUUACCAAGGCGCAAACCUCCACAACCAGACCGACCGCACGGGCGAGACGGCCCUCCACCUGGCCGCCCGCUACGCCCGCUCCGACGCCGCCAAGCGCCUCCUGGAGUCCAGCGCCGACGCCAACGUCCAGGACAACAUGGGGCGCACUCCUCUUCAUGCUGCUGUGGCUGCAGAUGCGCAGGGGGUGUUCCAGAUUUUAAUCCGAAAUCGUGCUACCGAUCUUGAUGCCCGCAUGCAUGAUGGGACAACGCCGCUGAUCUUGGCUGCCAGGUUGGCAGUUGAGGGCAUGGUGGAAGAGCUUAUCAACUGCCACGCCGACGCCAACGCCACCGACGAUUCUGGCAAAUCUGCACUUCACUGGGCUGCGGCUGUAAACAAUGUGCAAGCUUCCGUGAUCCUGCUGAAAAACGGUGCCAACAAAGACAUGCAAGACAACAAGGAAGAGACACCGCUCUUCCUUGCCGCGCGUGAGGGAAGCUACGAGACAUCCAAGGUUCUGCUGGAGCACUUUGCUAACCGUGAGAUCACCGACCAUCUGGACCAGCUGCCGAGGGAUAUCGCCCAGGAGCGCAUGCACCACGACAUCGUGCGCCUGCUGGACGAGUACAACGUCGUCCGGAGCCCGGGCCUUCACGCCGCCCCUCUGAGCACCUCCACCAGUCUCUCGCCGCCGCUUUGCUCCCCAAACGACUACCUUAGCAACCUCAAACCCAGCCUGUCGGUCAAGAAAGUGCGCAAAGGAGGCAAAGACGGCAGCAAAGAUAACAGGGUGAAGAAGAAGAAGUCCCUGGAUGGCAAGGGCAACUUGUUAGACACGUCGGCCGCGCUCUCCCCGGUGGACUCCCUUGAGUCCCCCCACGGCUACCUGUCUGAUGCCGCCUCUCCUCCCAUGACCUCACCAUUCCAACAGUCGCCCCCGAUAUCCCUCAAUCACCUUCAAGGGAAGGGAGACACGCGCAUAGGUCAGAUGAGUAUGUCUUUUGAUCCCAACCCACCCCGCCUCUCCCAUAUGCCGGUGUCCAGCCCUAAUAGUCAGGGGACCACGUCUAUAGGUGGCACCAGGGUAGGCCAGUGUGACUGGAUGUCCAGGAUGCACCCAGGCCAGCAAGGGAGCUUCCACCAGGCCUCACCCAUGUCCCACAACAUGAUGGGAGGCCUCAACGGGGUCAGCACGGCCACCCUGUCGCAGAUCAUGGGCUACCAGAACUUACAGACCAGCCACCUGGGCUCGCCCGCGCACAUGAUGCAGCAGGCCCACUCGCGCCAGCUCCAGCACCAGAACUCCAACUCCUCCACAGCCGCCGGGCAGGCCAUGACGCAGGGCUUCCCCACCAUCGAGCUGAACGGCGGCGAGAUGCAGCAAAACAACGGGCGCUCCCUGGCCAUCCACAGCGUGAUGCCCCAGGAAACGCAAAUCCUCGGCGCCCAGUUCCUCACCCCUCCUUCGCAGCACAGCUAUUCGGGACCCAUGGACAACACACCCAACCACCAGCUGCACGUGCCCGACCACCCGUUUCUGACACCCUCCCCCGGCUCGCCCGACCAGUGGUCCAGCUCGUCCCCGCAUUCCGUGUCCGACUGGUCGGAGGGUAUCUCAAGUCCCCCGACCAGCAUCCACUCGCAGAUGAAUCUGAUCCCAGAACAGUUCAAGUAGACUCUUAUGGAAUGAACAAGAACUUCAAAUAGCAGGGGAUCCUGUCUCAACACUGAAGCUCUGAUAAUGGUCCUUUUAUUAUCAGUUUUACACUACUAACGAAAAGAACCAAUUUCUUUUUUGAAUUACAUUUUUAUUUAUUUAUGAGCUUUCUUUGGCCUGAAAAUAUAAAGAAGAUGCUUUUGUAUUUAUGCUUUUUUAAUUUUAUUUUUUUGUUUUGUAUGUAUGGGAAGAAGAGACAACUUUAAAAAGGAGUGUAUAUCAGAAAAAAAGAGACUGAUGUGUACACUGGUUAUUUAUUUCUGCAUUCUGUUUCUACAUUCACUGGAUUUUUCCCCCCUUUGCGUCUUCUCUUUUACAAAAUUUGUGUUGCAUUAUGUAUAUAAAGCUGUUUUUUUUUUUUUUUUUUUUAAAUAAUUUCAGUAUUAACUUUUUUUUUUUCAAGUGACACACAUGCCUUUUUACUGAAUUGUAUUUUGCUAAGUCUUACCACUGAACUGAAUGUGUGUUAGAUGAUGAUCAAAUGUACAGUACAUCAAGGGACGCCUGUCAGAAUGUGGUUUUACUGCCUGCUUACAGAGAUCCUGUGAUUUACUUUUGGACAUUCGGGACCUUAAUGCACAGUGCAAAUAUUUCUUAUCAGUUGACAGAUGCAAUGCAAAACGUGAGAAAUGCAUCCAAAGCAACCGGAGUUGACUGUUUUAUUGACCAUUGAUAGUGAAUGGUGCUGAGCAAAGUGAUUUGUGGUAUCUAUGCUAAUAGAAAGGAUUUUUUAUUCCAUAUUUGAUCGGAAAUCAAUGUUUAUGGUCACCAUGUUUAACCUGUCAGGUGUUAACUUGCGGCCUCCGUUUGUAGAAAAUGUUACAUUCGCCACAGUCCAAGUUGGCGCCAGUGUGGCAUUAGUUUUUCCUUGGAAAAGCAAAUGCGUGCUUGUGGUAUUUCUUGCAUAAUGUCUUCAAGGUGGAAAACAUGCUUGUGAAAGAAAUAGGGACCUUAACGCUGCGCUUUGUUGGGAAGGUGUUGAAAUGUCAUGUUUUAUAAACUAACUCAGAGGUUAAAAAAAAUGUUUGAAAUGAAGGUGUAAUUGAAAAAAAAAGCGUAAUCAACCUUGAUGCAAAGUUGUAGUUUUCAAAUUACUUUCUGACUAAAAAUAUUUGUCAAA
This is a messenger RNA of Phycodurus eques (leafy seadragon), 8793 nucleotides long. RefSeq names its product notch receptor 1a (gene notch1a). Gene Ontology annotation, biological process: regulation of developmental process; Notch signaling pathway; regulation of DNA-templated transcription. Lineage: Eukaryota; Metazoa; Chordata; Actinopteri; Syngnathiformes; Syngnathidae. The coding region runs from base 234 to 7631 and encodes 2465 amino acids. The record is from RefSeq and is a predicted model, not a curated record. Gene Ontology annotation, molecular function: calcium ion binding; protein binding; signaling receptor activity. Gene Ontology annotation, cellular component: membrane. The transcript is spliced from 34 exons.